Dromiciops gliroides (monito del monte) is the source of this 4382-nucleotide messenger RNA. It is a transcript of the gene CDC42SE2, whose product is annotated as CDC42 small effector 2. The transcript has 6 exons. Gene Ontology annotation, molecular function: small GTPase binding. NCBI's taxonomy places the organism in Eukaryota, Metazoa, Chordata, Mammalia, Microbiotheria, Microbiotheriidae. Gene Ontology annotation, cellular component: plasma membrane. The record is from RefSeq and is a predicted model, not a curated record. Bases 648 to 902 code for a protein of 84 amino acids. Gene Ontology annotation, biological process: regulation of Rho protein signal transduction.
GGGGGGAAUUCGGAGAGAGGGGGCAGUGCUGAGAGCACAGGAGAAACACCAGAAGAGAAGCAGCAGCAGCAGCCGCUAACCGGGGGAGAAAGGGAAGAAAAGAGCAGAUCAGACAAAGGAGAAUAGCAGCGAACAAACUGGGGAAAAACUAUAAAGCUUUGUUCUGUUGCACAAUGGGCCAAAAAGGAGAAAAAUCUUAGUUGGAAGAAGCAAGGGGAGAAAUCUCUAGGACCAAUGGAAGAAUAGAAAGAAGGUGUGAGGAGCAACCGGGAACUGAAAAGUGUUGCCUGGGGGUUAUAUCUGCAAAAGUUCCUGAUCAACACAAGUGGCAAAGAUCCACCUCCACUGACAACUGGUGGGAAAAAGGAUAAAAGUUAAAUCCCUGGAACAAGACACCGUUUUUAUUCUUUCCUGUUGGUCCAGAAAUAAGACCCUUUGGAAAAAGAAGCCAAGACAGAAAAAGCAUCUUAACUCUCUUUAUCCAGUUACCUGUAUGAGAGACCUGAGUUCUAGGAAAGAAAAAACAACCAGUCAUCUUUUCAGGAUAAAUUGUACAUUUAUUGGGCUGAGGACAGUUCUUUGUGGAGUGUUUGGAGCUGUGAUUUGAAAACGUCACUGAUAUUUUAUUUGCACUUUGGAUCGUAAGCAUGAGUGAAUUCUGGUUGUGUUUCAAUUGCUGUAUUGCAGAGCAACCUCAGCCUAAAAGGAGACGGAGGAUUGACCGAAGCAUGAUAGGCGAGCCAACGAACUUCGUUCACACAGCUCACGUAGGAUCAGGUGACCUGUUCAGUGGAAUGAAUUCAGUUAGCUCCAUACAAAACCAAAUGCAAUCCAAGGGAGGUUAUGGAGGUGGAAUGUCUUCAAAUGUCCAAAUGCAGCUUGUAGAUACAAAGGCAGGAUAACCUUGGGAGCCAUUCCAGUUCAUGUGAAUUUCCAUAUCUCUUCUUUCUACUGUUUUGUUUUUGUUAAUUUGGAGUUUUUUGGGUUUGGGAAUUGUUUUGGUUUGGGAUUUGGGGAGGGAGGGGGCCCUUGAGACUACUUUCCGUGCUUAUUUUAAGAAAGAAAUGUGAUGGGACCUUGUUCAACCUCUUGUGAUUACUCCAGUGAAAAGUUACUGUUAUGCUCCAAAGAAGCUGUUUGUAAAGUGGAUCUUGUCAUGCCUUCCACUGGCUUGUGUGUGUUUGGCUUCUACCAAAAUAAUCGAUAAGUAGUAGACUGGGUUGUGAUUUUAUAUUUUAAACAUUUUUUCAAGUUUAAAUAAAUAGGCAACCAAUUUUAGCAUGACCUUUUCCUGUAAUCACCACUGUACAGAAUUAUUUUGCCAAUUUUUUCAUUAAAAAAAACCCAAACAACCACCCACCUUUUCUGUCCCCACCACCCUUCUUACUGUAAUUUUAGGUCCCAAGCAUGACAUGUUAUUUUUUAUUUAUAUAUUUGGGGGAAAGUCUGGGACCCACAAGCACAAUUACCAUUUUCCCAUUUGUUUGAAGCCCGGCAGAGUCAAUGCCUGUGCUUUAUGAAGUUGCCUCUUUGGUGCCAGAAAUAAAAAUUGCUCAUUUGCUGCAGCUGAUGAUGCUGCUGGUAGAGAAAAUUUAAGUCUGGCACUACAAUUAUAUCAGUAUCACAGAAAAUGAUAACUUGUAACUUAGCUGCUUUAAAACAAUGUCCCUUUUAGUUAUAUUUUAUCUUGAAAUAAAACAAAAGCUUGCAUUCAUAAGACAUUCUGUUGUAAAUGUUUAGUAUAUUUAUUUUAAGAGAACUGACCUCAAGAUUGUAAACUAGUCUAGUAACAUGUAAAUAACAUAUGAUAGUACUUUCAACCAGUCAGUUUUCAAGUGGUGUUGCUCUAGCUGCACAUUUCUUUUUCCCUUUUCUUCCUUUUUUGCUUUUUAUGUUGACUCUUAGACUUGUCCAUCAGCAGAAUGUUGAACUGCCUGUCUGUGUUAUUAAUAGCAGUUUAGUGGACCUAUCAACAUAGUUGGCAGGUUUAUUUGUUUGUUUUUCUUUUUCUAAGUGUUUCCAGGCCAUGUUAAGUUGCUAAUAGCAACAUAUUGACCUGGCAGAACAGAAACUAUUGAAAACAACUUACAGGGUGACUUUUUACUGUUGGUAACAAGCCUUUUGCUCAGGUUCCAAAGCAUAUUCAUCUUUCACAAACUGUAAAAAGUAAAUUUGAAUAUUGCACUAUCUUCAAAUUCUAGAAAUGGUUUCUCUCCCAUCCUUUAUCCCCAUGCCUUACCAUUAUGGUAACCUCAAAACAAAGUCAACAAUUUGAUUCUCUAUUGAUUUUUUUUUUUUAAUCAUGUGCACAAUUCACCCCUAUCCAUGUUUGUCUGAUACAGUUAUCUAGCGAUAGGGCAAAACUGAGCUCAACCAGGGUGCCACCAAGUUGGAAAUUAAAUGCAAAAAGUAAAUUUUUAUACUGUAUUCAUAUUUCCCCUUCACCCAAACCUCAGUUUCAUCUGAAACAACUAAUUAAAUAAGUGCUAGAUGUGUGAAGGCACAAAAUGGUAUCUUUUCUCUGAUAAUUUACAAGUUGAUUCACCGGAAAUAAAGUAGCCCGCUGAUUACACUUACUUACUUCCACUGUACCUACAGAGUGAAUGCAGUAUAUCUGGUUAAGAGAACCAGAUUGUUGACUCUUUGGAUUCAUGAUUUCAAAUGGUCCCCAAGAUCCUUUUCAGUAGUAUGAUUUACUCAUUAGAAUUUGACAUAAGAAAUCAUUGUCAUUAAUGCAUUUUGUGGAAAUAGCAGUCUUACAUUUUUUUUUUUAAUUUGAUGAUCCAGUUGUCCAUCUAUGACUACUCACUGACCCUGGCAUUUUUUCCAUAGCACUAUUUGGCAUAUUCAACUCUAUAAUGCAUCAUCAUUUCACACAAUGUUGUCAGAGUAUGUGCACUUUAAUAAGUUUGAUUCUUUUUGCAACCGGUAAUAGCUACAUUCCAACUGCUCUGCUUCUACUAUUUUUCUUAAAAGUACUGUUGAAAUUCUUCAUAUUCAUAUAGAGCAUACUGUAGAGUGCAGUACUGUCUGGGCAAAAGGCUUUUGAGCAUAGGAAGUGCUGCCACUUCUGUAGGAUGAGCAGCACUAGCAGCAGAUCUUGCCCCUCUAUUGUUCCAUGAGGGUUGAAUUAGAACAGCAGGAGGAGCCAGGUCUCUAUAGUCAUUGUCUCUUCAAAAUCAUAUUUUUCUUCCCUCUCUUCCCUGAUGUCAAUAUAGGCAUUUGGGUCAGUUUUCCCUCCAUUCCUGCUGUUGUUGUUCAGUCAUGUCUGACUCUUUGUGACCCCAUUUGGGGUUUUCCUGGCAAAGAUACUGGAGUGGUUUGCCAUUUCCUUCUCCAGCUCAUUUUACCUAUCAGGAAACUGAGGCAAACAGGGUUAGGUGACUUGCCCAGGGUCACACAGCUACUAAGUGUCUGAGGCCGAAUUUGAACUCAGGUCCUCCUAAUUCCAGGCCCCUCAUUAUCUCCACUUUGCCACCUAGCUGGUCAUAGAGUCAUUCCUGACUCAAUGAAAUAAAUGUUCCAGAAUACAUUUUGUGAGCUUCCACUGAUAAGCAAGAACUGAAUUUUUCAUUCCUUAACUUUCUAAACUGCUGUAUGACCUCUCCAGUGAUACUAUUAAAAUACUAUGUAUGGUUUUCACAGGGAGGAGAUUCCAGUUAAAUCAUAAGAUCAAAAACCUCCCUAACACGUUAAACCAUAUUUUAUGGAGUUUUUUGAUACCCAGGAAGAAAAAUUAGAAGCAUUGUAAAGUUUUGAGGCUGGCUUUAAUUGAUUAAUUAAAGUUUUAAUGCAUUUUAAAAGUUGAUUUAAUUAUGUCAAAGGGCCAAACAUUUCUCCUAUGGUAAAACAUCUUUUAAAAGAGAAGAUAAUUGAUCAAAACAUGGAGCCCACUUACUCAAAAUUUAGUUUCUAGUCAACUAAUGAAAUGCAUUUAUUUUUUAAAUUGGGGAAUAACAGUUGCAGUUUAACUCACAUAAUAUCUGACAACAAUGGUUCAGGCUUGAAAUGGUGCCAAAAUAUGGAAAGCAAAAUUAUUAUGGUUCAGUGAUUUAGAGUGUGUUGGGGGAGGGGGAGUUCAGAAAGAGAAGCCAGUAUUUCCAACACAAUUUUUGUCAUUGGGCCUUUCAAAAAAAAGUUUUGUGAUCAUAAUAUUUUUUUCCUUUUGCCAUAAAUUAUCUACUAAAGCAGAUUCAAAACUUUCAUCAGAUGUCCUCUGCUCAGCAUCAAGAAAAAAAAUUGGGAUAUUUUUAUAACAUACUUUAUAGCAUACUUUUUUUUGUAAACUAUGUUCAUUCUUGAAUAAUGUCAUUCCCAUGUUGACUUGUAGAUAUUAAAAUGAAAGUAAUGAUUUUGAUUCAAUAAAUGUUUUUUUGUUUGUU